AUGGCAUCGCUCAGCUCGGCCUCCACGUACCGUGCCGAGCUCCUCAGUGCCUACGGGCAGGGGCACAGCGAACCCCGCUUCGAGGGCGACCGGCGGCAUGGACCCUUUGGGGCACGGGGACAGGAGGCAUUUGGGUACCCAGAACCCCCAGGUGCCAUGUACCCCUGCAGCCUGGGCACCUGGGUGCGUGCCCAGGGUGACACCUACCAAGUGGUGGCCGACGUCAGCCAGUUUGAGCCCCCUGACAUUGUGGUGACCACCUCCAACUGCCAUGUCGCCAUCCAGGCAGAAAAGGUGGCUGAGGAUGGCACUGUGUGUGACACCUUCACCCACAAGUGCCAGCUGCCCGAGGACACGGACCCGCUGUCAGUGAGCUGCACCCUCACUGAGACUGGCACGCUGGUCAUCACCGUCCGGCGCCGCGCCAGUGCCGGGCCUGCGCAGCCCCCGCAGCUGCUGUACCGCAGCGAGGCCAUGCUGUGA
Messenger RNA from Vidua chalybeata, 483 nucleotides. RefSeq names its product heat shock protein beta-7-like. The coding region runs from base 1 to 483 and encodes 160 amino acids. Lineage: Eukaryota; Metazoa; Chordata; Aves; Passeriformes; Viduidae. The transcript has 3 exons. The record is from RefSeq and is a predicted model, not a curated record.